Molecule: messenger RNA, 984 nt
Organism: Cryphonectria parasitica EP155
Lineage: Eukaryota; Fungi; Ascomycota; Sordariomycetes; Diaporthales; Cryphonectriaceae
Exons: 5
Coding region: 1-984 (327 amino acids)
Molecular function (GO): methyltransferase activity
Source: RefSeq, a predicted model, not a curated record
AUGGAGGCACAACAAAUUUACAACCACGUUAGCGAGCGUUACAGUGCCGCAUCGAAGGGCACCGCGGCCGAGUACGGUCAUGCUGUUGCUAAAGCUUUUGGAUAUACAGACCAGGAGCUCGAGGGGAUCCCAAAGGAGUCCAACCUGGGGCUAAGUUGUGGGAAUCCAUUGGCAGUGGCUACUAUCCGUGAGGGCGAGACAGUUAUUGACCUAGGAAGCGGUGCCGGUUUCGAUGCUUUCUUGGCUGCCAAUAAGGUCGGACCAACUGGCAAGGUCAUCGGUGUCGACAUGAACAAGGACAUGCUCAGACGAGCCAACGAGAUUAAGCUCAAGCACCAAAAGACCAAUGUUGACUUCGUUGAGUCCCAAAUUACCAACGUAUCCGCGCUUCCCUCCGACACCGCCAACGUCAUCAUCUCGAACUGUGUCAUCAACCUCGUCCCAGAGGAGGAGAAGCACCUCGUCUUCAAGGAGAUGCACCGGCUGCUCAAGCCCGGCGGACGAGUCGCCAUCUCCGACAUUCUGGCCAAGAAGCCGCUUCCGGAGAGACUGCGCGCCAACAUGGCCCUGUACGUCGGGUGCGUGGCGGGCGCCAGCCUGGUCGAGCAAUAUCAGCAGUACCUGCAGGAGGCGGGCUUCGCGGCGGAGAGCGUAUUCAUCAAAAACGACGAAGCGGAUCUGAAUGUUUACUUGGAGACAAACCCAGAUGGAUCACGGACGGCUGGGGGAAAGGGGGGCAACCUGUGCUGCAACCCAAGGAUCGAGAGUGCACCAGCUCAGCCAGCCGUCUCCUCGUCCUGUUGCUCCAACGCGGCAGCGGCAGCAGAUGCAGCAGCAGCAUCGGCGUCAUCAUCGUCUUGUUGUGGUGGGAGUGCCUCGACAGAUCAGCCGUGUGCUUUCGACGAGAAAGAUCUGGCAGAUCUGGAAGGCGAGGACCUGAAUGAUUGGGCGGGGUCGUACAAGAUUUAUGCAGUCAAGAUGUAA